Molecule: messenger RNA, 1659 nt
Organism: Mercurialis annua (annual mercury)
Lineage: Eukaryota; Viridiplantae; Streptophyta; Magnoliopsida; Malpighiales; Euphorbiaceae
Product: D-cysteine desulfhydrase 2, mitochondrial-like
Exons: 8
Coding region: 232-1557 (441 amino acids)
Molecular function (GO): D-cysteine desulfhydrase activity
Source: RefSeq, a predicted model, not a curated record
ACUUUUUUUUUAUACUUCCUUUUGUUCUACACUCCACCACUGUAUCAAAUUAAAUUUAAAAUCUAAGCCUAAAUUUUAACUUUUUAUUUUAAUUUAUCUUUUCAUAGAGAUUAAAAUCUCUACACACAAAAAAAAAACUUUAAAAUUCGAAUUUUCUUAAUUUAGUGUUGGAGGAGACUUUCGAACCGGACCUUAAUUUUUAAUGCGAUAUUUUCAUGUGUUUGAGCAUGAAUGGCAGCAGUUCUUAUGAGCGGUUCUACAAUGAAAAUGCAACGAUUCACAACCAUGAAAAUGAGCUUCCACACUAAUUCUCAGGGUCUUUCCAAAGUCAAACCGAGCAGUGAAGAGUUAAUGUCAAACAUACUUAACAGAAAAUGGAGGUUGCAUCUUCCUGAUACCAAUAUUCAUCAAAUAAGGCUUUCUCCAGUGGGAGGAGAAAAUAAAAAUGGACCACUUAGCAACAUGAACUUUAUAAACAAUUCUCACCCAUGUUUGGGUGAUCAACUUAUGGAAAAAGACAGUCAGAACCCGUCCUUCUAUGUUGUAAGGGAUGAUUUGUUGCAUCCCUUAGUAAAUGGCAAUAAAGCGAGAAAAUUGGAUGGAUUGCUUCCACUCCUUAUGGAUCAUUUAGUGACUGAUGUGGUCACAUGUGGAGGCUGUCAAAGUGCACAUGGAGCAGCUGUCGCUGUUUCAUGUGCAGAGAUAGGGAUCAAGUCACAUUUGCUUCUGAGAGGGGAGCAGCCUGAAGUUCUGACUGGCUAUAACCUGAUUUCAACAUUAUACGGGAAUGUAACUUAUGUUCCAAGACAUCUUUAUGCCCAAAGAGAGACAAUGUUGAAGACCCAUGCUAACUUGGUGGCAGGAAAUGCUGGUGAAGUUUUGUGCUGCAAUGAUAUACUUGAGACUUUUUCCACAAGUGAAACAUCUGGUGCUUCCAACAUGGGAAAAAUGAAUUCUUGUACAAGCAUCGAGGACUACCCAAGGAAGGUAUUAAUUAUCAACGAAGGAGCAGGGGAUGUUGUCGCGUUACUAGGCGCCAUCCGCCUGGUGAAGUACUUAUGCCAAAGUCAUUUGCUUGGAAGAGAAAGACGCGUAAGAUUGGUUGUGGAUGCUGGAACUGGUACAACAGCUAUUGGUUUGGGACUUGGAGCCUUGUGCUUAGGGGUUCCAUGGGAGGUAACUGCUGUCAUGCUAGUCGAAACAAUCGAUGCAUUUCAACAACGAGAGAAAUGUUUAAUCUCUGAUUUCAGAACAAAAUUUGGAGAUCAUUGCUUAACUAACAUAGAUAAUGGAGUUGUUCAUUGGGUGGAGCGCAACCGUAAGAGGAAGUUUGGGAAUGUUUUGGAAGGAGAAAUAGAGGCAUGCCAACAAAUAGCACGACAAACCGGGAUUCUAGCGGAUCCUGUCUAUACUUUAGCUGCUUGGGAACUGGCAGUUCAGUUGAGUAAUGAUAAAGAAGAUGAUGCACAAGUAGUUAUGCUUCAUACUGGAGGAACUCUUGGUAUGUUUGGUUUAGCACAAAGGUAUAAAUCUUAUUUCCAUGGACUCAAACAUUGAGUUUUCUGUCUGUAAAUUAACAAGUUCAGAUGAUUAUUUUUGUUGUACAUUUGAAACUUCAGGCCAUCAUUGUUGAAAGAUAAUGAACUUUGCUACUGUCUA